This is a messenger RNA of Neltuma alba, 904 nucleotides long. Its product is annotated as probable transmembrane ascorbate ferrireductase 2. Gene Ontology annotation, molecular function: oxidoreductase activity. The transcript has 4 exons. The record is from RefSeq and is a predicted model, not a curated record. NCBI's taxonomy places the organism in Eukaryota, Viridiplantae, Streptophyta, Magnoliopsida, Fabales, Fabaceae. Bases 121 to 822 code for a protein of 233 amino acids.
CAUGAGGAUCAGAGCUAUUAUAAUAUUCCUUUCCUUUAUCGGUGGAUGUGGCCAUUGCGUUAGAAUAAGUUAAGUGACUCUCUGUCUGUCUGUCCCUCUCCGUCCGUUGACAACAGAGAAAUGGCUUCUCCUCCAGCGGUGAAGUUCCCGAUCCAUCUAACAGUGCGACUCAUUGGCGUCCUUGUGACGCUUCUUCUUCUCACCUGGGUUCUGCGUUUUAGAGGAGGCCUCGCCCUCGUUUCCCAAAACAAAGAUCUCAUUUUCAAUGUCCAUCCAGUGUUGAUGGUGAUUGGACUUAUCCUAAUCAAUGGUGAAGCGAUGCUUGCAUAUAAGUCCUUACCAGGAACAAAAGACUUUAAAAAAGGAGUUCAUCUCGCAUUACAAUUUGUUUCUUUCAUUUUAAGUUUGAUUGGGGUUUGGGCUGCUUGGAAGUUUCACAUUGACAAGGGCAUUGACAAUUUCUACAGCCUGCAUUCAUGGCUGGGUCUAGCUUGCCUUUUCUUAUUCUUCAUCCAGUGGGUUGCUGGAUUCAUGACCUACUGGUUCCCAGGAGGCUCGAGAAAUAGCAGAAUCUCUCUAUUGCCAUGGCAUGUUUUCUUUGGGAUCUAUAUUUAUGGCUUGGCUAUAGCCACAGCUGCUACAGGUAUCUUAGAAAAGGCUACAUUCCUUCAAACCAGCAAGGUAAUCUCACGCUAUUCCAGUGAAGCAAUGUUGGUCAAUUCCUUGGGAAUGUUGAUCUUCAUGUUAGGUGGCUUAGUGAUUCUUGGAGUCCUUACACCAUCUAAUGGUAAAGCUGAUCUUAUCAUAAGAGGCAAUGAGUGAUUUUAAUAUUAUUAAGCCUUUCAAAAUUGAGGAAGAGAGGAAGUUUUGUAUGCAGUUUCUAAUACAGCUCAGAUGUUGUACC